UACAGAAGUAGUAUUUCCCGCAGAAGUAGCCCCAGGCGGGUAUUCGAAAUUUUCCGUAAUCAUGGUAAGACAGCGAAUCCUCAGCGCGAUCUGGCCAGAACCCAGGCGGUGCGCAACUACCGCGCGACUUUUGUGCAGGGAACCCGUCUGGAGUACGUCUCCUACAGCACUCCGAGGAACCAAAUGGAGGCGCCACCGAUUGUGGUGAUGCACGACCUCAACCUGUCGGGGGCAUCGUGGCGCCACGUGGCCAGCAACCUGAGCCAGCAUGGUCUGCGCCAGGUGAUCACCGUGGAUGCCCGCAAUCAUGGUCUCAGUCCGCACACGGGUCACUCGCCGCUCCACCUGGCCGCCGAUGUGGAGGCCCUGAUGGGUCACCAGCGUCAAAAGAUCGUGGCCUUGGGACAUGGAAUGGGUGGUCGCAUGAUGACCCUGGCCCUCACUCAGCCGCAGCGUGAGCGGGUCAUUCUGGUGGACACAACGCCGGCUCCGGUACCCAGUAACUUCUAUCUCACACGGGAGGUGUUCGAGAUGAUGAUUCAGGUGGCGCCCACCAUUCCGGCGAAUCUCUCGCUCUCAGAGGGACGCAGGUUCAUCCUGCCCAUUUUCCAGGACGUGGUUCAAGAUGUCUCCGAACUGCGGAGGGUUAUCCAAAAUCUGCGCAAGAUGCAGGAUAGCACCUGGUGGUCAGUGAAUCCCCAGGCGGUUCUGAGCUCCUGGGCGGAAAUGAUGAUCGACUACGAGUCCACUAUAGGUGGACUUAGUCCCUAUAUGGGCGAAGUCCUGCUCAUCGCCGGUUCUCAGUCGGAGUUUGUGACCUCGAGUAUUUCCAUAAUGCAGAGGUACUUUCCCAAUACGGUUGUCCAAAUUCUAGACGCAGGUCAUUGUGUGUACGAGGAUCAGCCGGAACAGUUUGUGGAACUGGUCGUGGAGUUUACCCGUUGCCUAGUUUGUUGAAGAAGUGGUUCUUUAAAUUGUGAGGCAAUUUUACCUGUAUAACCCUUCUAACUAUUCCUUGAAAGUGCUGAAAUUCAGCUUUCAAUACACUCCAUCGAUAAUUGCACUGUCAGCACAAUGGAAACCGCAGGAAAAACCGGGCUGAAUGGCAGGCGAUUUGUAGUGGUGCAGUGAAAAUCGAUGGGAAGUCAACGUGGCAGCCAAUCGAAAGGAUACCCGAUACCCGAUACUCGACUCAGGUGCUCCAAAGUGGGAGCCUGGAAGAUUGGCACACAAAGGCCAACGCCUCAACCCGCCAAUUUGCCAAUAAAGCAGCCGAAGGUGAGGCGAAAUGCGCCACAAUGCGAUACAAUUUAGAUUUAUAUGCUUUGUCUGAUUUAUUUGUAUUGGACGUGUGGGCGAUGGAGACGUCUGCUGUGCCCGUGCUUCAAAAGUCGAUAAUCUGUGGGGAUCCGGAAAGAGGGGCUCCAUCCUCUAAACACCCUGACUUCUGUACACUCGCUUCUUUUGCUGAAAUUGAGUCAUGACUGAGAUUUGAAUGUGCAAAUGUACACAGGACCCUGGAAGGACGCCUUCAAGUUGUUUGCCCGAACCCCAUGUUCCGGUGCCUUUGUUCUGGCUUUAAUGAGGAUUACGUGAAAUUUCAUUAUGCUGCGUAAUAAAUAAGUAGCAAGUCAAAUAAACAGGGACUAGCAAACACAGCCACCCACCCAUCGCCCAUCCACACAUUCCGCAAAUGCAGGGGAAUGCGAAUGUACAUGAGCAUUUCAACUGGAUGUACAUACGGUCGGUAGGGAAACCAUAUUAAAAUUUAGACACGUACACAUUUUAUUGCUUGUUAUUUUGUGUCUGUGCUGCCAGCUGCAUAAACCCCGAAAA
Molecule: messenger RNA, 1836 nt
Organism: Drosophila suzukii
Lineage: Eukaryota; Metazoa; Arthropoda; Insecta; Diptera; Drosophilidae
Product: sn-1-specific diacylglycerol lipase ABHD11
Cellular component (GO): mitochondrion
Molecular function (GO): carboxylic ester hydrolase activity
Source: RefSeq, a predicted model, not a curated record